UGCUUGUUCUGGUCUUCGCACUCUUUCCUUUUCCGUCGGUUGGGUUUGGUACUUCGAUCAUUGGCCGCUCAUUGCCAUAGAAAAAAGAUUACCCAAUGCCCGUUGCUCAUUGGGGAUCGCCGAUUACUGUAAUAAUGUUUAAUAGUCUACUUUAGUUUUAGUCGUGGUAUACUGCUAUCCAUAACUACUAUGCUUCCGUUAGGGUCUCGUAUUUGUACCCGCUAUACGUAGGACGCAAAUUUAUUAUUAUUUAGUAUGUGAAACGGUUUUUAUUUUUUUUUAGCUUUCGCACUACGAUUUUUAUCCUCAAUUUAUAUAUUAUUUUUAAAUCCAGCAGAGUGAAAAUAACACGUCUCUUUCCUUACGAUGAAUCGCUCGAAUUAUAAUCAGAAUUACAAAUUGGUAGUCGUCGGAGGCGGUGGUGUUGGGAAGUCGGCAAUCACUAUACAAUUCAUACAGAAAUACUUUGUGACAGACUAUGAUCCAACAAUUGAAGAUUCAUACACAAAACAAUGCGUAGUUGAUGAUGUUCCAGCAAAAUUAGAUAUUUUGGAUACUGCUGGACAAGAAGAAUUCAGUGCCAUGAGAGAACAAUAUAUGAGAUCUGGUGAAGGGUUUUUGUUAGUGUUUUCUGUAGCUGAUAAAACUAGUUUUAAUGAGAUGGAAAAAUUUCACAGACAAAUACUUAGAGUUAAAGAUAGGGACGAAUUUCCUAUGUUGAUGGUUGGAAACAAGGCAGAUUUAAGUAGUCAAAGAAUGGUUUCUAUACAAGAUGCGCAAAGUAUGGCCAUGCAACUGAAGAUACCUUACAUAGAAUGUAGUGCAAAAGCAGGGAUGAACAUUGAUCAAUCAUUCCAUGAACUUGUUCGAAUUGUAAGAAGGUUUCAAUUAUCUGAAAGACCACCAAUUAAAUCUACGCCGCCGAAAAGUUCAAAAAGGUGUUCCAUACUUUAGCAGUUUAUGCUGUCUAAAUUACAGUGUGGGUAUGUUUACAUACCAGCCCGCUCUUAACUAAAUCGUUGUGUUCCCAAUUAUUGUCAAUUUUAACCAUUCACGUUUAAAACCAAUAUUUUUCACAGUAUUAAAUAUUAAUAUCUAGUCGUACACCAAUUGUACAUCUGAACAAAUCCGUUGACAUACAAUUAACAUGUAGGGUAUUAAAAUUUUUUUUUCGUUAAUACGUAACAUUAGUUUUAAGCAUCCAAUAGGAUAUUAAGUCAAUUUUAACAAUAAACACUUAUUUUGUUGGUAAAUAAUUGUUGGAUUGUUGUUUUCUUGAAAAUGACAAACUUAAUGCAUAUUAACAAAUUUUGGCUACUCAAAAAUAUUAAUAUAGUAUCAAACCUUCUAAUAUUUUUAUACCCAUACAAAAAAUAUGAACUAGUUCGAUCUUUAUCUCAAUAUUUCCUCCACACCCCCCCCCCCCCCACCCCACCCCAUCUAACCCACAAAAAAUUAUUUGAUGGAAUAUUUUUUCAUAUGUCAACUUUGGUGCAAACUACUUAAAUCUUGUUGCUUAGAAAGAAAUAUAAUACAAAAGAGUACCCAUAGGUGAAUGCUAUUACAUUAUCAGUUGUCAAAAUUGUGUAUUUUAAUAUUUAUUUGUUAUGUAUUUCAUUUGGUUUGAUAUUUUUCAAAUUAUGUUCUUAAUGUGUUUUGUAUUAACAAAAUAAUAAUCAAAAAUACAAUAUUUAAGUAACUUUUAAAUGUUACCUAUUAUUUAUUUGUUCUUUAACAAAACAAGAUUUGUUUAUUUUUGUAUUAUAAUGGUUUAUAAAUAAAUUAUAUAUUUUUAAUAACUUGUACUUAUAUUAACUUGUAGGUACAUAAUGAUAUGCUACAUUAUAACUUUUUUCGUUGUUGUAAAAUACUUAACAAAUUAUUAUGUUUGGAUAAUAUGGAUACAAGAUCUUAAUUAAAAUAUAAUGUCAAACAAACAA
Messenger RNA from Acyrthosiphon pisum (pea aphid), 1940 nucleotides. It is a transcript of the gene Ras64B, whose product is annotated as ras-like protein 2. Lineage: Eukaryota; Metazoa; Arthropoda; Insecta; Hemiptera; Aphididae. The transcript has 4 exons. The record is from RefSeq and is a predicted model, not a curated record. The coding region runs from base 367 to 954 and encodes 195 amino acids. Gene Ontology annotation, cellular component: membrane. Gene Ontology annotation, molecular function: GTP binding; GTPase activity. Gene Ontology annotation, biological process: signal transduction.